Molecule: messenger RNA, 930 nt
Organism: Aphanomyces astaci
Lineage: Eukaryota; Oomycota; Saprolegniomycetes; Saprolegniales; Verrucalvaceae
Exons: 5
Coding region: 41-787 (248 amino acids)
Source: RefSeq, a predicted model, not a curated record
ACCGACAAGAACCCGACCACCACUUCAUUCAAGAGCCACCAUGACGACGGUGGAAAAGACUGGCGUCGUUCGCCCAUUCGGCAUCAAAACCGGCCUGAAGUCGGCAACGGCUCGAAACGCCGCGCUGACCCCUCGUCGGUUCAAGAAGUUUUCCAUCUCCGAAACGUGGCUCCCUCUCAAGAAGUCAACUCCAGCAUUCGAUUGUUUGUUUCCUGAAAACCAUUCGAGCGACGUGAAAAAGAUUAAAUACGCCACAUACCCGUACCAUUUCUGGGGCCUGGCACUGAUUUUAGCGAUUGGGGCGUCCAUCUUUGUGUACGCUCUGUCGUCGACGAGCAACUUUCGCAUCAAAAAGGGGUUUUGGUGGCAAUACGUGAUCAUCGUGCUGCUGUUUUUGUUUGCCGGCAUCAGCUUUUUCGUCCCCCGCAUCGAAGUCUUUCGCAUGAAUCACACGUUUGUGACUGUGUGUCGGCCCAAAACGUACCAGUACCUACUCUGCUUGACCCGUGCGCUGGAACUAGAACGCAAGCUAACCGAAGUCGUGUCGAUUGGAGUCGAAGAAUCGGGCGAGAAAAUGGGCGAAGUAGACACACGUUUGUACAGUAUCCGCUUUGACUUUACAGACGGCACGGUGGAAACGCUUCUCGAGCAAUGCUCGAAACGAGUGGCCAUUCGACGCUGUCGCAGUUUGAACUUUCUCUUGGCUGCGUACACUCCUGGGUCGCCCCUCAAGCCUAACAAGGCCAACGCUAGCUCGGUGGAUUUAUCUCCCGCCGUUGUGACUUAAGUCGAGUGGAAAAAAUAUAUACAUAUGUAUACUUACUUACUUAUAAAAAAAUGUACUAACGUAUGUAGUACUAGUAUACACAACAACCGUGACAAGCCCUCUCGUGCCUUUGCAUGUGUAGUUUGCUUCAACGGGCGACUAUU